ACAACAAGACACAAGGCCGAGGCGACAAGUUGGAGUUGAGUUAACAACAUAUUGAAAGAUUCAUGACUAAUGGCGGCAGCUGAUCAAAUAUUCGGGCUGUUUGAAAGAACGAUUGCGUCGUACGCGGGGGAACUUUCUCGAACAGGAGGGGAGAAGGAGCGACAACAACUGGAGGCUGUUGACACGACUCAAAGUGUGCUACACAAUGUCCGGCAGCUGAUUGGUCGUCAAGAAGAACGUCCCUCUGAGCCCACUUUGAAGCAGGAAGAUCCUCAUCCCCCUGAGGUUAAAGAGGAGGAGGAAGAAAUAUGGAUCACCCGGGAAUCGGAGGGAGAGUGUCUUCUUGGACCGAAGGAGGCUGAUCUCAGAGAGUUGCCGCUGACUGUUGUCUGUGUGAAGACUGAAAACUAUGACGACAAAUCAGUAGCAGACAACCUAUUUGCUCCACUAUCAGAUAGUGACGAUACAACGUCACACUCUCCCGAGGAUGAAGACAGGGACGACACCCAAAAACCUUUGAGCAGUGACAGCAAACACACUAAAGGCUCUAAAAAGAAGACGGGUAAAAAAGGUUUUACCUGCUCAGUUUGUGCUAAAAGCUUCACGGCUAAGAGGGAUUUGACUGGACACGUGAGAACACACACAGAAGAAAACCCUUAUAGUUGCUCAACAUGUGGCAAAGGGUUCUCGCAAAGGUCAAGUAUCACAACACACAUGAAAACACACUUGGCGGAAAAACCUUUCAGUUGUUCAAUUUGCGGUAAAGGAUUUACUCAAAAGGCACACGUGGAAUCACACAAAAGAACGCACACGGGCGAAAAGCCCUUCAAAUGCUCGGUUUGCGAUAAAAGAUUUGCGCACAGUUCCACGAUGGUGUCCCACCUGAGAACACACACGGGAGAAAAGCCUUUCAGUUGCUCCGUCUGUGGCAAAACAUUUAAUCAAAAGCCCCACAUGCUCACACACGUGAAAACGCACACUGGAGAAAAGCCAUUUAGUUGCUCAGCUUGCGGUAAAAGAUUCUAUCACCAUUCCAGCAUGGUGUCACAUACGACCACGCACACCGGAGACAAACCGUACAUUUGCUCAGUUUGCGGCGACGGCUUUGCUCGAAAAAGCAACGUCACGCAACACAUGAAAAUGCACGUGGGCGAAAAACCUUUCAGUUGCUCCGUUUGUGGCCAGCGGUUCUCUAAAAAGACAAACAUGCUGUCGCACAUGAGAACACACACCGGAGAAAAGCCCUUUGGUUGUUCAGUUUGUGGUAAAGGCUUCUCCAAAAAGACAAACAUGCUCGCACACAUGAGGAUACACACAGGGGAAAAACCCUUUGUUUGCGUCAUUUGCGGUGAAAGUUUUGCGGAAAAAGUCUCUUUGAUUGCGCACAAAAGAACACACACGGGAGAAAAAGCCUUUAAAUGCUCGGUUUGUGGCAAUAGCUAUUCUUAUAAGAAGACGCUGAAAGCGCACAUGCGGACACACAGCGAGUAUCGGUGCAUAUCCAUCAAUUAGAAUAUUGAGCAAAAGUUAUUUGAUUUCAAAAGUAAAUGCAGAUUAGUAGCAAUUAAACAUUUUUGCAGUUCAUUUGCGAACCAUUAAGUUUUGGAUUUCUUUUUCAAGUUUGAAGAGAUACUGAAUUUGAAUUUGUUGAUCGGUGGAGGGAAUACUUCGAAGACCUCCUCAAUCCUACCAGCACGUCUUCCUAUAAGGAAGCAGGGCCUGGGGAAUCUGUGGUGGGCUCUCCUAUUUCUGGGGCUGAGGUUGCCGAGGUAGUUAAAAAGCUCCUCAGUGGCAAGGCCCCCGGGGGUGGAUGAGAUCCGCCCGGAGUUCCUUAAGGCUCUGGAUGUUGUGGGGCUGUCUUGGUUGACAAGACUCUGCAACAUCGCGUGGACAUCGGGGGCGGUACCUCUGGAUUGGCAGACCGGGGUGGUGGUUCCUCUCUUUAAGAAGGGGAACCGGAGGGUGUGUUCCAACUAUCGUGGGAUCACACUCCUCAGCCUUCCCGGUAAGGUCUAUUCAGGUGUACUGGAGAGGAGGCUA
Nerophis lumbriciformis (worm pipefish) is the source of this 2040-nucleotide messenger RNA. The record is from RefSeq and is a predicted model, not a curated record. NCBI's taxonomy places the organism in Eukaryota, Metazoa, Chordata, Actinopteri, Syngnathiformes, Syngnathidae.